Molecule: messenger RNA, 3276 nt
Organism: Chaetomium fimeti
Lineage: Eukaryota; Fungi; Ascomycota; Sordariomycetes; Sordariales; Chaetomiaceae
Product: CBF/Mak21 family-domain-containing protein
Exons: 3
Coding region: 48-3137 (1029 amino acids)
Cellular component (GO): nucleus
Source: RefSeq, a predicted model, not a curated record
GCUCGUUUGACAUUUUCGGCAAGCAACCAGCAACAACAGCCGUCGCAAUGGGUGCAAAACGGACAAAAGACAAGAAGAAGGUUGAAAAGCCGAGCUUCGACAAGACGGCACUUGCUCAGCUGACAAGCCAAAUCGACAAGUCCCUCGCCGAUUCCGAGAAGGAGCGCCCGCCGAAGCGAAAGAGACAGCGCGAAGCCGACGAGGGGCACGAACCCAAGAAGCGCCAAACCCGUCCUUCCGAUUCCAAGCCACAGGGGGAUCUCGGUAGUGGGAAGAAAAACAAGCAGACAAAUGCCCUUCUGGACGAGAUUUUGGCGUUAGGAGGGAAUGAAGACGACCUGGAGCUAGUCGCCAAUGUUGAUUCUGGCGAUGAAGGCGGCGAAGCCCCUCGCCCUAAGGUUUCGUCGGAACCGGUUGUCGACAGGUCGCUGAGAGAUGAGCUUGCCCAAUUUGCAUCCAGCCUUGGCUUCAGCAAGUUCCAGGAAACUGAGGACCCGGCGACGGAUGAAGAAUCAGAAGCUUCUGAAGAGUCAGAUGCCGCGGAGGAGGAGGCCAGCAGCGAGAGUGAGGAGGAGGUCGUGGAGAAGGAGAUCAGCAAACCCGUAGCGCAGCCGCAAGAAGUCCGGCAAGGGAAGCAGUCCGGGAAGUUGAUAUUCGAACCUCGCUCUGAUUGGCAUGGUCUCUCUCUCGACGGCCUGUCUUCGGGUGGGCCAAGCGAUAGCAAACCACAUCCGGCUUCCAUUUCGAACCUGAAGGCAUACGCGGAGAAGUUGUUGGAGGAAGACUCCUCCAGUUAUCACGCGAAGCGAGCAUCCAGCUCGACGCAAAAGUUUAUGUCCACCAUCAUGUCGUCCGGAACCCUGUCGGAUAAGGUCUCUGCCUUAACCCUUUCAAUCCAGGAGUCACCCCUCCACAACCGAAAGGGAUUUGAGAGCUUGGUCACUUUGGCGGGAAAAAGAAGCCGUGGUCAAGCAAUUGCCGCUCUGGGGGCCCUCGUCGACUUGUUGGGGAACGGGACGGUGCUUCCCAGUGACCGCCGUCUCCAUUCUUUCAACGCCCAACCUGCGUUAAUUGGGGCUGUCAACGAGAAACCCGGUCCGCCUUGGACAGAAGGAUACAAACUUCCAGGAAAGUUGACGGCCCCGCACCUGAUGAUGUGGGCGUACGAGGACUGGCUUAAAGGUGCCUACUUCCGUAUCAUUCAGCUGUUGGAGAACUGGUGCGCCGACGAAAUCGAGUACUCGAGGUCGCGAGCACUUGAUUUCGUAUUCGGCUUACUCAAGAACAAGCCAGAACAAGAGGCCAACUUGCUGCGGCUUCUGGUGAACAAGCUCGGCGAUCGGGAACGGAAAAUUGCUUCACGGGCCUCGUAUCUCAUCCUACAACUCCUCAACAUCCACCCAGGGAUGAAGGCGAUUGUCAUUAGCACCGUGGAACAGGAGCUUUUGCUGAAGCCCGGGCAGAGCUUACGCACGAAAUAUACCGCCGUCAACACCCUCAACCAAACAAUCCUGAACACCAAGGAACCGGCCGUUGCCGACACGCUCCUGCGCAUCUACUUUGAGAUGUUCCUCUCUCUCUUGAAGACCGGGUCCUUGGGUGACAUCGAGGCCCACGAGGGGGACAAAACAAAGGGCCGCCCCCGGAAAAAGUCGAAGAAAAAGGGGGCGUCUAGUCCGGCAGCUCCGGUGAAUGAGCAGGAAACGGCGCAGAAGCUUGUCUCAUCUCUGUUGACCGGUGUCAACCGUGCGAUCCCUUUCGCUACUGCCGAGGAUUCGACGUUGGAGAAGCACCUUGACACGCUGUUCAGGAUCACGCAUUCGUCUAAUUUCAACACCAGCGUGCAAGCGUUGAUGCUCAUCCAGCAGCUCGCUACUUCAAAGCAGCUCGCCGUCGACAGGUUUUACCGGACCCUGUACGAGUCACUCCUGGACCCCAGACUCGUCACAUCGUCAAAACACGCGCUGUAUCUCAACCUUCUGUUCCGGGCCCUGAAGAAUGACGUCGACGUCCGUCGGGUCAAGGCGUUUGUGAAGAGGCUGAUCCAGGUGCUGAGCCUGCACCAGCCGUCAUUUGCGUGCGGCAUCCUAUUUCUCAUCUUCGAAUUGCGGACAACGUUCCCCGACCUGCACACCCUGUUGGAUGAACCAGAAGAUAACGAAGACGACGGCGAAGAGGUUUACCACGACGUUCGAGAGGACACUCCAGAGGUGGAGGCUGCCUCACAGGCACCCCCUGAAUCGGGCACUCAGAGCACGGCGGUGUAUGACGGCCGAAAGCGGAAUCCCGAGCACAGCAACGCGCAUCGGAGUUGCCUCUGGGAAUUGAUACCCUUCCUUCACCACUUCCAUCCUUCGGUAAGCGUGUUUGCCGACAACUUAAUCACUCGACAAAAGGCGCUGCCUCGGCCAGACCUGGCCAACCACACCCUGAUGCACUUCCUCGAUAAGUUUGUCUACCGCAACCCCAAGGCAGAGGAAUCCAAGCGCGGGGGUUCGAUCAUGCAGCCGAUUCUCGCUUCUGGCGGCGCGUCGCACAUUGUGGCAUCAAGCAAAGCCAACGCCAGACAGCAACCGGUCGUCAACUCUUCGUCCUUCUGGAAUCUCAAACUCGACCAGGUUUCUGCCGAAGACGUGUUCUUCCACGAGUACUUUGCCCGCGUCAACAAGCCGAGGGAGGCUUCCCGCAUCAAGAAGGCGGCGGACGGCCAGGCUGUGUCGGACGAGGAAGGCGAGGGAGAAGAGGAGAUUUGGGAUGCGCUUGUCAACUCUCGGCCGGACAUCGAGGGUGCGGAGGGCGAAGAGGAAUCCGACGUGGACCUGGCGGAAUACGAUUACUCGGACAACGACAUGGAUGUCGAUGGUCUUGACGCUGAGGACAAGAUGUCAGACUCGGAGGGCGAAGAUGGGUUCGAGGGCAUCUUUGACGAUUCCGACAUGAGCGACGAAGCCGGCGCGAGCGAGGAAGAGGAAGCUGGGUCUGGGGACGAGGUGGAGGAAGAAGAAGCCGCGGUUGAGCCUUCUAGGCCAGGCCGCAAGGGUAGGCUCAACCGGAAGGAGAUGAAGAGCCUGCCUACAUUCGCAUCGGCCGAGGACUACGCGGAAAUGCUGGCUGGAGAAGAUGAUCUAGAUGGUUAAAGGACCCAUCAAGUAGCGGGGUCUUAUAUAUCAAAGCAUCGUCGCCCAUUCGGCUAUCCAUGACCAAGACAGCCCCUACCUCCCCUAAGUAUCAAACCACUUCAACUCAUCAUCCCUCAAGAAAACCGCCCGGAACGUA